This is a messenger RNA of Westerdykella ornata, 3256 nucleotides long. RefSeq lists its product as uncharacterized. NCBI's taxonomy places the organism in Eukaryota, Fungi, Ascomycota, Dothideomycetes, Pleosporales, Sporormiaceae. The coding region runs from base 279 to 2915 and encodes 878 amino acids. The transcript has 2 exons. The record is from RefSeq and is a predicted model, not a curated record.
CUCUUUAUUCUCGGCCUUUUUUCGACGAACAUGCUGCUUUUGCCCAGGUAUCCAGUCGUCCUCUCUCGUCGUCUUCGUCAUGGCUAUCACAUAGUUAUUUCCCACCAUUUCUUUGCCAUGUACCGUGACGAAGAUGCCGAGAGAAAACCUGCAGCUCGUUCUUUCAGACGAUUGCUUCGUUUCAGCGCUAGAUGGGAACCACCGUCCGGCGACUUAUUAUCCGCCGCCCUCCAUGACUUUUGAUUCGUUCAAGUUAUUGCAGUUUUUGAAGAACUGAUAUGCUAACCUUCCACGCAGAUGAACCGCUUUUCAGCCCCGAAGAACAAGCGACCGCUGAUGUUGACGCUCUGGUCAACGACGAUGCUCAACAGAUGAAGCGCGAUAUACCGAUUAUUCCUCCAAUUUAUGAGCAUCCUCGCCGAGCUACACCCACCAUCCCACCAGGCUUCUCCGCUCCAGUUGCACAUAGGGCACUGACCGAGCACUCGACGACGCCUAUGUCACGAACUACAUCAGCAGACAUCACUCCUGCUGCUUCUGUCGUACCGGUCUCGCCGGCCAGCGUGCCAUCCGGCCAAGGUCAACAGCGGCGGGAAGUAGUCAUCUCUGCGGUCGCAGCUCCUGCCGAAGCUUCGAGUGCCAGGCCUUCGGAUCCUAUGGAGCAAUCCGGUAAACCAAGUCUGGCAAAGCCGCAGUCCGCUCCAAAGACUGCUACAGCGGAGUCAGUCGAGGUUGUCACCCAACCGGAGCAGAAGGAAGCUCGACCAGUCGGCGCUGAAUCUCCAUCCAAACCGGUUGUGAAGUCCAAAUCAAACAGUAAAAAAGGGAAAGAUGAUAUUGUCGCUGAAUCAGCAGCCGAGAAAGAUGUCAAAAGCAGUGCACCCGCAGCAGCAAGCCCGCAAAAAGCCCUUAAAAGAAAUACGCCAGCAGCGACCACCCAGAAAGACGUCAAGAACGAUCCAACGGCACCAACCGCUGCACUCUCCGCCAAACGGCAGCAUAUCGGGAAACUAGACCUAGCUGUUGCCACGGAUGAGUUGGACGCUGGGCAAAAACACCCGUCCAGUCCCUUGAGGACCGACACCCCGUCCAAAACGGGACGCACGGUUCCUUUAGCUGCAAGUAGCUCCGUACCUCAAAGUCCCGCCGCAGCGAGCACCGGAUCUCCUGUCAAACGGGCAGCUGCACCGCGGACGAUCAGAGUUGUGCCUACGCCUAGGACUGAAACGCCGCCGACGCUCCCAGCGGUCUCAACAGGCCCAGCUCAUGUGCCAACUGUCGACAAGUUACGUUCUAGGCAGGCUAGUAUUGCGUCUAUCAAUCAACCCGGUACACCCGCAAGCGAAUUGAUUUCAGAGGAUACUUCCAUAAUCACAUCGGCCUCUGUGUCUCGUGCCAGUUCUCCACCACUCGUCGGCGGUAAAGUGGGAAGUGCUCCUGUUAGGAAGAAGACAAAGUCCCAGGCCAAAAAAGAGCGACAGGAAAGAGCACGACAGAUGUUGGAAGAACAGACACUUGCUUUGGAAGAGCAGGCCAAAGCUGAGCCAGAACCAGAACAUGCUCCCAUCGUAGGGCGGAAGACGAAAAAGAAGAAGUCUACGCCGAGUGCUGCCAAGGUUACUGCAGCUCCUGCCAAAACCCAGGCAGCUUCGUCGAAGGAUGGCCCCACCCAAGAGGGCGAGGAAGGUGAACCGAAAUCCUCGCCUGCACCGACUGUUGGGGCGAAGACGGAGGUUGACGCUCAUGCGUCUCAGUCUCCCGCGCAAGGAACUCCGGAAACUGGUCCAAAGGAGAAGGGCAACCUCACCGCUCAGGCCAUCAUCGCCGAUCUGCAAAAGAGCGGGGAGCUGUUAGCAUCUACCCUUGAGUUUUUCAAACCGUUAUCGUCUUCACUGGCCCACACGGCUCGUGCCGCUCAGUCUGGCGCUACUAUAGCGCCGCAGGACGCCAAAUUGCACUUCACUCAGGCGGACUUGGAAGCGCUAGCUAAGAAGCAGCCUGUGCGACUGAGCGGUCCGGAUGGCAAGCCAGAUUCCAGAUACUUGAUCACCCCUCAGGGGAAAUUUCUGUGGGGGCUGACAAAAGAGCUAGAGGAUAAAGCGCUCGAACUAGAGAAACACAUUGAGGAGCUAAAAGGACCGGCCCGUUUCCAUCCCCAACAGCGUAUACCGCAUGUUCCUAGUGCUGCCCCGCAUGCGCAGUCCAGGGAUGUGCUGCCGGCCAUAGCGACUGCACUCAAGGAGGCUGGUGCUAAGUUAAAGAGCGGCAGUGCCGCCGCUGCAGUCCAAAGCAUGCCGAAGAUCGAUCCCAAUAAUCAGAACGCCCACCAACAACCAGCACCGCAACAGCAAGCUCCAGUUGAUGCCGGCGCCUACCUCAAUCAAUUUGUUAUUCCUAGCACGGACAAUCCCUCGCCUAACAGUACGCGGACCGAAAUGUUCGCCGUUGGUGGCCCGCCUGGUGCAGGCGCGGGCAAUACUUCUGUCAACAUUGGCAAGAUUGCCAAGGCUGCGAAGGUGGUUGCUGAAGGCGGGACGUUGAGCAAUGAACUUGAGGGCAUGGGCGUCAUGGCUGCGGAUUUGCUUGGAGGCGUCGUUGUCCAGGGGCUCGAAUGGCUCAUGAACGCUGGUCUGGGCACGAAUAUCCAUCAGGAUCUCAGUGUGGAUGGGAAGGGAAAUAUCACGCUCGGUGGCAACGGUUUCGACGUGCAGGGAUUCGUCGACGCGAUGGGGUCUGCGGGCGGACUUGGGGGAGUGGAAGCAGCGCAGGCCGGACGCAGAGGGAGGAGGAGCGUCUUGUCUGUUGCCGAGGCGGAGCAGGCGAUGCUCGCGGCGAAGAAGGAGUAUGAGGCGUUGGAGAAGAAGUUGGCGGCGCUGAUGAAGAGGAACAGGAAGCUGGUGGGUGCGACGAGGUAGAGUUUCUAAGGAAACUGAAUGAGGAGGAAGAUUAGCGGACUGUGCUCCUGAGUACGGAUAGGUGUUCCUGGUCGGAAGGAGCAUUCUCGGAUGCAUUUUACGAAUCAUGUCUAUUGGCGUCGUGCGGGCAUAAGGCAUAUGGUAUACCAUGGCACGUAUUAGGGUGCGGUUGAUAGAAGCAUCAAGUUCCAAGAUAGCAAGGAACCCGUUCAAAGCAUUCAAACAAUAUCAGGUUAUACCCAAUCCCUUCGUAUCAAGCGAUCUUUAUUCUGCCAUUCAAUACGUCCAUGCCCUCAAGGUGACGGUUACUCGAUAUCGCACCUCAACUCCAAGAAUGACGC